This is a messenger RNA of Aspergillus affinis, 2235 nucleotides long. Its product is annotated as LIM domain protein. The transcript has a single exon. The record is from RefSeq and is a predicted model, not a curated record. The coding region runs from base 1 to 2235 and encodes 744 amino acids. Lineage: Eukaryota; Fungi; Ascomycota; Eurotiomycetes; Eurotiales; Aspergillaceae.
AUGUCUAGUUCUCGUGACGAUUUACCCCCACGAGCUGCGUCGGCCAUGUCAACGUACAGCAAUUCUGCAAGGUCGCCUACCAAACCGGCGGCCGACGCUGAUCCACCCCGAGCCACCAGUUCUCUAUCCAACCAUCGUCCGUUCUCUCCUCGAAGCUCUCUGUAUGGCUCGCCAGGACGCUCCGUUCAGGAACCAAGGACCAUUCCAGUUCGCCAGAAUGUUUCCCCGACUAGGGUACAUUCCCGGUUUAGUCCCCCUUCUCCAGGCAUGUAUCGUGAGAGCAACCAACGUCGUUUUGAGAGAGAGCAGGCGAGGUCGUUGCGGGAUGCGCUGGAGGAAAUGAAUGUCCACGAAGAAGAGGAUGAAGACACUCGCAUCCAAAAGGCGGCACAAGAUGAGGCCACGGAACUCGUGUGGAUGCAUCAGAACCCGGGCAUGGCCUCAAAGAAUCCAUAUGCUCCUUAUCGGAACCCUGACGUUGACCGUUUCCGAGGCUCACCGUCGAAGAUUAACCCCCCUGCUCACUCUUCAGGGCCCUCAAGCCCCCGGCGGAAUGGUCUGUUCCGCUCAUCUGUGUCUGAGGCUCCUUCAGCCAGUGCAGAUGCAAAGGGAUCGAGUGGUAGUCCCACACGCGACACGCAACAAGAAAGACCUAGCUCGGACGAAACUACAAGCCCUAGAAAAUACGGCUCGCUGCGCAAGAGUCUGAGAGUUAACUUUUCAUUGCCUCGUGAACAGCAAAGCCCUUCAAAAUCCCGAGACGGAGCUUGCGGGCUAGGUCUUACGAAUAUCAGCAGCGAUUCGAAUCGGGGUAUCUUUAGAAACCCCAAUGAUCACAUAUACGAGGAACCUACCGGCUCCCCUCGCAAAGAAGAGGCCGAGCGCCCUGAUUUCUCGAGGUCUGAUUCAUCUGCUCUGAGGUCAAAACCACGCAAUGCCCUUCCUCGUGGCUCGCGGCCGCUUCCAGGACGACUGGGUAGCAUUCCAUUUGUUGACAAGCUGUCUCGCUUUGAACUCCACAAGCACCCUCCGACCCAAUCUCGCAAUGCCGAAUACAAGACCAAUGACCUGGCAUCCAAAUCGAAACCCGAAGAAGAAGUCAUUGAGGAAACCAGUCCUGUGAUAAAAGAUGGUCUGGAAAUCCGCAGCGACGAUAUCAGGGCGGCAACUAGUAAGAAGCUCAAAGAUCGCAGUAGCAAACUCCCCAUGCCGACAGCCGUCAGUGACCGCACCGGCCGGCCGAUUGUGAGUUUUGAACCAGCCUGGAGACCGACCGAGGCGCAAUUGCCCCCAAAGCCAGAACCUGCCGCCCCCACACCCCCUGUGGUACCUGCUGCACCCACGAUAGAAGUGUCGGAGCCGCCCUCGAUCCCAGUCAUCAACGUACCGGAUGACAGGGAACCUACUAUUUCCGAGAUGGGCGGUGGUUCAGCUCAGGCCGCCUCCAAGGAGCCGCGUGCUCGCCCAAAUCCACCAAAGAGUGGUCAAUCGUCUCCUAGGAAGCCCGCCCGUGCACUGCAGGAUCGGUGGCUGUCAGCAUAUACUCGUUCUGGUGUCCCAACGGCAAAAUGUGAUUCUUGCACGCUUCCUAUUGCAGGGAGAAUUGUAACGGCUGCUGGAACGCGUUUCCAUCCAGAAUGUUUUGUAUGCUUUCAUUGCCAAACGGCCCUUGAAUGUGUUGCAUUCUACCAGGAGCCCGAGGCCAAGCGGCACGAAAGAUUGGCUGAUGCAUCAGCGUAUGAUGAAGAGGCGCGCACGCCGAGAUUCUACUGCCAUCUUGAUUUCCAUGAACUAUUCAGCCCUCGCUGUAAGAGCUGCAAGACUCCUAUUGAAGGGGAGGUUGUUGUAGCAUGCGGAGCAGAAUGGCACGUCGGUCACUUCUUCUGCGCCGAAUGUGGUGAUGUACUUUACUCCCUGGUCCCCGUGGAUUCCACCAGUAUAGUUGCUAACUAUGUGCACAGCCUUUUGAUCAAGACACCCCGUUUGUCGAGAAGGAUGGAUUUGCCUGGUGCUUGCAAUGCCAUUCCCGCCGUACUGCCCCUCGGUGUCUCGGCUGCAAGAAACCUGUCCUCGACGAUAUUGUCAUCACAGCUGUCGGUGGGCAAUGGCAUGACGAAUGUUUCAACUGCCAUGAAUGUGGUAGUGAACUGGGCACUGAUGGGAGAUACUUCGUUCGUGAAGGCGAACCCAAACGAACCGCUAAAGGUCGUAUCAUUGGCGGCCCGGUCCAACUAG